This is a messenger RNA of Cyphomyrmex costatus, 2197 nucleotides long. It is a transcript of the gene Upf3, whose product is annotated as UPF3 regulator of nonsense mediated mRNA decay. The record is from RefSeq and is a predicted model, not a curated record. Gene Ontology annotation, molecular function: mRNA binding. Bases 183 to 1976 code for a protein of 597 amino acids. The transcript has 6 exons. Gene Ontology annotation, cellular component: cytoplasm; nucleolus. Lineage: Eukaryota; Metazoa; Arthropoda; Insecta; Hymenoptera; Formicidae. Gene Ontology annotation, biological process: positive regulation of translation; nuclear-transcribed mRNA catabolic process, nonsense-mediated decay.
UUGAGCCAACAUGUCCGCGUUCGGAGUAAUCGUGUAAACGUAGAGAGGACCACUUCGCGCGUAUUUGAUUUUUGAGAGGGCAAAAUUGUACGAUUAUAUAUUUCGGAUCGAUACAAAUCGUACCCCAAACGAAAGUUCCUUGAAUCUUGGAAAGUGAUAGCAAACGUGUGUUGUGAGUUAGAAUGACCGAGGAAGCGCAACAAUCCGAAAGUGCUGCGCAAAACGACAGCUGUUCUGUUCAGAACGACUCGCAGAACAAUUCGUCAGAUGUUGGAAAAGCCAAAGAUAACAAGAAAGAAAAAUGUCGGCCCAUAACGAAGGUGGUGAUCAGAAGACUACCUCCAACAAUGACUCAGGAUCAAUUCUUAGAGCAAGUUUCACCAUUGCCGGAACAUGAAUAUUUGUACUUUGUGAAGGCAGACAUGUCCCUUGGCCAGUUCUCAUUUUCUCGUGCUUAUAUUAAUUUUGUGGAGCAACAAGACAUCUUCAUGUUUCGGGAGAAGUUUGACAACUAUGUCUUCUUAGAUUCGAAAGGGGUGGAAUAUCCCGCAGUAGUAGAAUUUGCACCCUUUCAAAGAUUACCAAAGAAACGAGUGGGCAAAAAAAAGGAUAUCAAAUGCGGUACCAUCGAAAGUGAUUCGUAUUAUAUAAGCUUCUUAGAGAAUUUAAAGAAUCAAGAAAUUGAUUCGAGUGUAACUCAAUCAAAAACCGAGUAUUCUUAUCAACCACCAGACAAUACAGUGAAGAAGAUUACUACAACCCCACUGCUCGAGUUCUUAAAACUUCGUAAGCAAGAGAGACAACGUCUUAGGGAUGAGAAGCGUGAGGAACGACGACGCAAAGAUCCAGACAGACGGAGAACCAAAGAUGAGCCUAUUAUCCCCAAGGUUUUAAGAAAUCCAGACUUAGAUAAAGAAUCGAGCAAAGAUGAUAAAGAGAAUAAAGAAGAAAGAGAUAAACUCUCACCGAAGGAAAUGAAAAAUAAAAAUAAAAGAGACGAGAAAGUAAGAGAGAAAUCAAUGCGAGAUCGAGAAAUGAAACCUAUCAUUAAAGGAUAUAGAGAGCGAGUUGACGAUAGGAAUAAAGAAAGAGAAAUCAAGCAACGGCGAUACGAUGAGAAAAAGCCGUAUGGUAGACGCGACGAAAGAGAAGAUAGAAGGACCGAGUUUCGAGACGAUAGAAGGUAUGAGAUGAAGGAAGACUUUAGGGAAUCCAGAGACAGAAAGGUAGAAGAAAGACGCGGAAAAAGUUACGAGAAGAUGAGACAAGAAAAGAAAAAGUUGGCGGAAACAAAAAAACAGAUUGCCGAUGCAAACGGGGAUGAUACAAUUUCCAAGAAAGCGAAGGAGGAGCAUGAUACUGUACAAGAGAAGGAAAAUGGAAACAGCAAAGAAUCUGUAUAUAAUGGAGAUGAUUUAAAGCAGCACUCUAACGACAACGAAUGUGAACAACGUAAUACUACUGAGGACAGGAUAACGAUAGACACGAUACACAAUUGCCAGGACAGUAUGGAAAAAGGAAACGGUUCGGUCAAUGCAGAUGUUAACGAUGAGGAUGAUUCUGAAAAUAAGGAAUCGAAAGUUGUAAAGAGGCGUAAUUCUCUCGAAAGUGGCGGUGAAGGCGGUGCAGGUGAUGGUAACUGUUUACGGCGUCACAAAUCAUUAGACGGAGGAGAUCAAAGUAAUCUCCAGAAGAAUGAUAACGAGGAAAAAGAGAAGGAUAAGAAAGACCCACGAAUGGAACGUAGGAUACGAAAUAAGGAUCGCCCGGCAAUGGAGAUUUAUAGACCUGGCAUGGGCAAGUUUAGUAAGCAACGGCUGGAACGGGAGAAAUCAAACGAUGAACGGGCAUCAUUAUCGCAGAGUCCCACACCAAAUCCUAGUGUCUCUUCUGCGACAGGCAAGCCUGGAAAAGUUGGUGCCACUGAAGUACGCUCGAUGACAUUCAAACGCAGCGUCACUCGCGACGCAGCGUAACGGAUUCUCAUUUUCAGGUCUUAUCACUUGGACAUACUCCAUCAACAAACUCACAGAUGACAGAUUGACUUCUGCGCGCAGCAGAUUUAAACGCCAUGUAUAAUUUUCCUCGGUGUGCUGAUAAAACAUAUCGCUAUCUUUGCCGUGUGUUAAAGUGUUAGUUCUAAUAAACAUUUCACGCACAGUCUGAUUAUAUCAUACAUUUCGCAAGUAUCCUUUUU